Messenger RNA from Oldenlandia corymbosa var. corymbosa, 2211 nucleotides. The record is from the annotation of a GenBank genome assembly. Lineage: Eukaryota; Viridiplantae; Streptophyta; Magnoliopsida; Gentianales; Rubiaceae.
UUUUUUCAUCCCGCUUCUUCUUCCCGCGCCUUGAAUUCACUCGAAAAUUUCAAGACGUUUUUAAUUUUUUGUUUAGUCUCGGGAAUAUUUUAUUCUUUCAGUUCCCAAAUGGAAGAUUUUCGUUUUUCCUCCGGAGCAUGAGCAAUGGUGGAAGGAGGAGGAGGCGGAGGAAAUACGGCGGCGGCGUCGGCGUUUGCCAAGACCAUCUGCUCAAUCUGUUACGAAGAUCUCAAGCCCAUCGUCGAAGAUCUUCAAUCUAUCUCCAUCUGCGGCCACGUAUUUCACGAGCUAUGUCUUCAACAAUGGUUUGAGUACUGCACAAAUGGGAAGAAGAAAAACUGCCCUGUAUGCAAGCAGAACUGUUCAAAAGCAAAUGUGGCUCGCCUUUAUUUCCAGUCCAUUGGAGACCCCAAUGAUCAAAAUCUUACCCAAAAACCAAUAUACUCUGAGGAGAAUCCGGAAGAAUUACAGAAUGAAAUCAGUAGGUUGGAGGGAAAGGUGUCUAGACUCAGCUCAGCUUUGGAUCAGCAACAGAAGAGCUAUGAAGCUUCCAAUGCUGAGUUGCUUGCUUUGAAGGAACAGUUAAAAGUGGAGGAGGCCCAGAAAAAGGAAGCUUUGAACCAGAAUGCCGCAAGCCAGAGACUAAUUCGUUUGAAAUCCGAGGAGUUGGAUCGAUCAACCUUGGAAUGCAUGAGGCUUCAAAAUAGAAAUUUGGCAUUAGCUAAGGAACUUGCAGCUCUGAAACUAGUAUCUGAUUUGGACUUAAACGAGGGUGAGAUUUUGAAGCUAGCAUGUUUGGGUAAUGAGGUCAACAACAAGGAGACUGUCGAUGUUCUGAAGAAAUCUUUGAUGAUCCGUAACAAGAGUUACAAGGAAUUGAUGAACAAGUGCAACAUGAUUGGAAGAGGGGAGACCCGCUCACUUGCAGAACUUAAGAAGGCUCAAGAAAAGAUAAAGAAGCUGAAAGAAAGAAUCCAAGAACUUGAGUCUUUCGUAGAGGUAAGAGAUAAUGAAGCCUUGAGAAUGCUGAAACCUUCUCGAGCUGCUACAAAUUCAAUUAAUGCCCCCACUAGCAGUUUACUUAAACACACCAAAUCUGUAGUAAGCACAUACGGAGAUCAAAACAUAGCACCGUCUCUUGCAGAGAGAAAUAUGACUGUAGAAGAGGACAUGGAUGUUAGUUAUUCUCUUUUAAGAAAGAAGAGGAAGGUUGAACCUUUUGGAUUUACCAGUAAAGCAAAUCCGGUAGAAGAAAUAGUCACAAGAAAACUUUCUCCUGAUAAUCAGGAGAAAGUUUCCUUCUUGAUUGAUGAAAAUGUGAAUGUGACAGAAGCUUCCACGUCUGCAUUGCAUCCUUUAUCUGAAAAAAGAGCAGGAGAUCAAGAAAGAAAUACCCAAGUUCAGAAUAUUACACCAGCUGCUGCAGGUGCUAAUCCAUCUGUAAGCGAGAUCUCUGAUGAUGAAGUUAUGGUUAUAGAUGUUGAUAAAGAAUUAUCUCAGUCCUUUAAAGUUAAUAAAGAAAUUUCAUCACCAGUUGUUUCUCCUCCAGGAAAUAGCUGUUUUGCUGCUGGAUUACUUGGCCCUGACGGGACCAAAUGGCACUUGGGGAAAUGGUGCAAGAAGGCAAAUAGUAAGGGUCAAGCAUCAAUGACUACAGGACUGCAGGGUUCAAAUGCUAGUUCUGGGAAUUUGAUUGCCGUUGGGGCUGAUGGUCGGGGUGGCACAAUAAAAGUUUUGAGAACUCUAAACCAAACAUCACUGGAUAUUAGGGGAACUCAGACAAGCACCAGGACGAACCAAAAUGGAGCAAAAUCAAGUAGUUUUUCGAAGUCCCAUGGAUGCAGGCAAAUAGAUCACUUUUUUGGAAGGUCUAGCCAGCCACAAAAGUUCUGAAGCCAUUUAAAGAAUCUAAAAUUUUGUGAAUUACUGUAUCCAGCUGCAGUGAUCCAUGUAAUUUACUGCUUCUAGAAGUGGCAAAUGUAGAACGUAUCCUAGAAAGACAUUCUAACAUAACCAUGUACAGAGAAAUAUUGUCAACAUUUUGAUUUUUCCUGAGGAAUUUUUGAUGAAAUGUCUGUCUACUUACUUAGAACAUGACAUAUUUGUAGAGACUUACUAUUAACGCAUCCUUAGAGUCAGAAUGUAACAUGUCAAUGGAUAUGGUUUCAGUCAAUUUCCUUGCUACAGUUUUUGAUUGCUCAUUGAACGAAG